Cheilinus undulatus (humphead wrasse) is the source of this 564-nucleotide messenger RNA. Its product is annotated as nicotinamide riboside kinase 2-like. The coding region runs from base 1 to 564 and encodes 187 amino acids. The record is from RefSeq and is a predicted model, not a curated record. Gene Ontology annotation, cellular component: cytoplasm. The transcript is spliced from 2 exons. NCBI's taxonomy places the organism in Eukaryota, Metazoa, Chordata, Actinopteri, Labriformes, Labridae.
AUGGGCGGCUGCGGAGUAUUCGGAGCCACCAGCCUCAGGAACAGCUUCUUCCCGGAAGCUGUUAGACUGUUGAACUCGAUCAUCGGUAUCGGCGGCGUAACCAAUGGAGGAAAAACCACCCUCACCAAUAGACUGAUCAAAAACCUGCCCAACUGUUGUGUGGUCCAUCAGGAUGACUUCUUUAAGCCCCACGAUCAGAUUGAAGUCAGUGAAGAUGGCUUUAAGCAGUACGAUGCCUUGAUGAGUGUGAUCUACGCAUGGUUGGAUAACCCGGUGAAGUUUGAGAAAUCUCAUGGCGUUAAUAACACCCUGGACACUGAGAUUGUCCCAAAGUCUGACACUAUGGAGGAGGAGACUCAGAUCCUUAUUGUGGAAGGCUUUCUGCUUUACACCUACGAACCUUUGAUCGACGUGCUGAACCAACGUUACUUUAUUUCCAUCCCAUAUGAAGAAUGCAAAAAGAGGAGGUGCUCAAGGAACUACAGGGUGCCAGAUCCACCUGGCCUGUUUGAUGGCCACGUCUGGCCCAUGUGUUUGAAACACAAGAACACAAGUGCUCUGUAG